Messenger RNA from Mixia osmundae IAM 14324, 2529 nucleotides. RefSeq lists its product as uncharacterized. Gene Ontology annotation, cellular component: SCF ubiquitin ligase complex. The record is from RefSeq and is a predicted model, not a curated record. Gene Ontology annotation, molecular function: protein binding. Gene Ontology annotation, biological process: SCF-dependent proteasomal ubiquitin-dependent protein catabolic process. The transcript is spliced from 2 exons. The coding region runs from base 1 to 2529 and encodes 842 amino acids. Lineage: Eukaryota; Fungi; Basidiomycota; Mixiomycetes; Mixiales; Mixiaceae.
AUGCAAGCUGCGAGCAUUGACAUUGCCAAAGAACCAAAAGAGGCACGACAGGACAGUACGCGCACACAAGAGCUUCAUCAUGGCGCAUCGGCCCAGACUAGCUCAAAGACCGGGAGCGACGUGCAUCUCAGCUCGCUCGUACAUGUCAAGGCUGACCGCAGACCGGCCAUCGACGCGCUGCCCAUCGAGAUCUUGACACACGUUCUUGCGCAUCUUAGCGCAGACGAGUUGAGUCGCUGCCGUCUCGUCUCAAGAUCUUGGAACGGGGUCAUCGAAGACGACGCGUCCUGGCGCAGCGCGUUCUUUCAUCACUUCUCUCUCGAUCCGGAUCAGCCCGCGUCUACCAUUGUUGCGCGCCGCUUGACCGGCGCCAGUUGGCGAGGCGAAUACAUUGCUCGCACACGCUUGCUAGGGCGAUGGCAUCGAGCCAAGGCAGCCACCAUCUUGCAUGACCCCCGCGUUGGCAUCAUCUCUGAUAUCUGCGUCAACUUUGAGCCCUCUGCCGCUCUGUCGGGGAUUGUUGAGAUGCUCACGCUGUCUCGAGAGGCUCCUCUUGCUGCCCGAUCGGAGCCUUUUACCGGCAAGAUCUACAAAGGCCGCAUCGAAGGCACACCCAUUGCCAAUGGCAUCAAUGCAGCAGCGAGCCUCGUCACUUGUCAGGCGCUCGCGCCGGAUGGCUCCAUCAUUGUCUGGGCUACACUGACGGGCCUCUAUAUCAGCCAGAUCGGCACUUUCGGUACAGGGAGGGCGAAUGCUCUCAUUCGCCUCGACAGCGACGAUGACCAGGCAGGUCUGAUCACGGAUAUCUCUUUCGGGCCUUCGCAUGCACAUCCCCAAACAGCCAUCACGAGCUUCGCGGUGUGUACAGCGCAUGGCCUCGUUCAAGUGUGGACCCUCGGCAAGCCCGAGACACGUACAUCGCCACGGCUCACGUGGUCGUCGGAGCGAGCACGACAGCCGUCUGGCGAGGUCGUGUCCUACCUCAAAGUGUGCUAUGCGCCGGCAGGAAUGGUCGCUGCAUGGGCAGCUACGGGUACCCUGACCUGCUGGGAUCUCAAAAUCGGCCAGAGCGCCGUAGUAGAUGUGUCGGAGCCCGCAAGUGGACCGCUUCUGAACGUGCUCGCUAUCGAUUAUGUAGACGAAGCGGACAAAGUGAGCCUACUGCUUGGCUACCAGCACGAAGCUUGCUUUGCGAGGGUGUGGCCUUUCCGCGAAAGCCAUCGCGACGAUCGGAUCAUUUGGAUCGAGUGCAGCCACCCACUAAGUUCAUAUUGGGCAGACUUUGCCCCAAUCGUAGCCGAUGGGCAUAUCUUUGGCACUUGCAAAUAUAUGGUCACCGGUGAUGACCGAGGCCAGGUCAAUCUGUGGACUUGGCCCGACACACAGGAUCGCCCAGCAUUACAGCGCUCUCUGGACACGAUCAAUCUUGCCAAAGUCACGGCUAUUGUCUGUACACCGCUGUUGGUCAUCGUUGGCAGUGUCGAUGGCAAGAUCUUUGCAUACGAUAUGCUCACGGGCGCUCGGAUGCGAGCAUUUCAGGACCGUGCUGCGACUCGCCACCCUGCGCGUGUCCUGGCGGCAGGCGAAGCCGAUCCCGAGCUAGAGGCAAGAUACGCCGUCAGCACGAUCAGAGCCUCCACGACGUCACUUGUCGCCAGUAUUGGCAGUCGCGUCCUUGCCUGGCAGGCUGGCACGGAGCUGCUCAAGAAGCCAAAGCGUAAAUCCAGCGGACGUUCAACGACACGGAUGCAGCGAUAUCAGAGCGAGCUAGAGCUGCGUCAAGAUCUUCGAGACCUCGAUGAGGAGCUUCGCGAGGCUGCCGAAGAGCAAGAGCAAUCGCUGGAUGCCGCCCGACGUUUCACAGGGGAGGGUUUGGCAGGCAUGACGGAAGACGAAGCCGUCGCAUAUGCCCUGAUGCUCUCCGCCGAGGAGCAAGACGCUCGUCUUCGCUUCCCACACCAUGACCAGCAACUUGCCGAUGACAUGGCCAAUCUGGCCUUUGAUGAAGACGAUCUGCCGUUGAGACGACGCGAAGACCUACCGGAGGCAGAUUCGCCAAGCUCAUCACGCGCACAGCCAGGCUCAUCGCUGCAAUGGAUACGAGCAUCGCUCGAACAACAAAGGUCGCUUUCCGGUUCCGGUUCGCCUUUAUCGCCCUCCACGAAAGUGCGCAUCUCCCCGCGACCGAGUCCACUCUACGGCCCUUUGCUGUCACCCGACUUGCCUGAGGUACCCGACAUGGAUGACGAGUCGCUUUGGCCUCUGCCCAGUCCAGUUGCGAUGAGCCCGAAUGCGAAUCAGAUGCACACGCCACGACGUCCGUCAGUCACGCCGCCAGUGCCUCGACAGAACUGGUCUGACAUUGCGCGAUCUGCAAGUUCGUCUGCUCGGGGCAUCAGCACCGGCUCGCCUUCGCCAUCUCUAUUGACCAUGUCUUCUCAACACGCGCGGCAGCGACGUGAAGAGGACGAUCUGCGUUUUGCGCUAGAGCUCAGUCUUGCCGAAGCGCAAUCGCGACCUAUUGCAUAG